This is a messenger RNA of Aphanomyces astaci, 3440 nucleotides long. RefSeq lists its product as hypothetical. NCBI's taxonomy places the organism in Eukaryota, Oomycota, Saprolegniomycetes, Saprolegniales, Verrucalvaceae. Gene Ontology annotation, molecular function: protein binding. Gene Ontology annotation, cellular component: spindle pole. The transcript is spliced from 10 exons. Gene Ontology annotation, biological process: mitotic cell cycle; spindle organization; establishment of meiotic spindle localization. The coding region runs from base 57 to 2675 and encodes 872 amino acids. The record is from RefSeq and is a predicted model, not a curated record.
GGAAAGGGCUGAAACGGCGAAACGCGCGAUACAUCGAUGGCACGACCGCGGCGACGAUGAAGCCUGGUUCACGAAGGGGAACACAGAGGCGGUCCGUCAGCCAAAACCAUGCCAGCAACACUACUCCGUCAGCGAAGGACACUUCGCGCGAAGACCCCAUGGACGUCUACGCCAAGCGCAUCGAAGCAGCGCUGACGGCGUCGUUGUUGCAGCCGGCAUUCACGCGCGUGGAAAAUAUCAGUUGCCAGCUCUUACAACGACGACUCCUUGGGUCGGCCCGGUACUGGUUCAAGAGCGUCAAACUCGACAAGACGACGUCCGUGGCGUCGAAGAAGUGGCUCGUGUGUAUGUACGACAUCCCAUGGCGCAAAGCAGUGGUCGACCGCGCGCAAACUAGCACCCGCUCCCUCUUUCCAGACUCGCCCACGACAGUCGACGUGUUCCCCAACUUGAAGCCCGUGGUGAUUGGCACGUUUGAGACGGAACGCGCGGCCAACUUGGCAUGCGACGCCGCGUGGAAAGUCCGCGAUCAGUCCAACCCCGUGUCCGUCACCAAUGACCCCACGGAUCCGUUGCCGCCGUGCUGGAACUGCCGCCUCCAGAUCACCGUCGUGUCGGAUGCGUUCCAGCGGAAACCACACGCCGAGCGCUUGCAUAUGGUGCUGGAAGUACUUCUCGCGUUGGCGCAUCCUCCUCCACACACUUCCGGGCAUCCCCCCCCUCCCCCCACGGAACCCGAAACGACCGUCCACCACCACCAACCGCCGUCCAGCAUGAAGAAGUUCGGGACCGUCGGGGCGUGCGUGCGCCGGCUGCCGCACCUGCGACACUUGGCCUGCGAUGUGGUGCUCGUGCUCAAGACUUUGCACCAGUUUCGCCCCGUGCACACCACCGUGGACAGCUUGCCCCUCACCGAGCGCAUGGGGCUGUCCCAUGGCCUCGACCGCGCACUCGGGGUACCGGCGACGGCCAAGACGACAGCCAAGGACGUGACGCGCUUGGUCGUGACCAAACACCAACCACCGCCGACGUCAUCCAAACUGCCCCAUUUCUACCACGGCCUGCCCAUCGAACUCAAAGCCAUGAUCGCCGCCGAUCAACGCGCCCAGCGCGCAUCCGCCACAUUUGACGCUCUGUCCUCCCACCUCGAGCACAACUCGGAAGCGACCAUGCUCCAAAAGUUUAUCAAGCGCAAACACGAGUGCUCCACGGCGGCCAUGAUGCUGCAGCGCGUGUAUCGCAUCCACUGCGUGGCACGGACGCUCCGCCGUCUCUUGGCCUCUCAUCGCCAUGCGCUGACCAUCCAAAGAGUGUACCGCGGGUACGUGGCUCGGGUGUUUGUCCAGGAGCUGUUCGUCGUCAUGUCGCUUGCGUCCACACACAUUCAAGCCGUGUUUCGGUCAUAUACGUCUCGAGAACGCACGAAAUCGCUGCGGAAUCGCAAGACCGCGGGCGCGGUGCACAUGCAGCGGGUGUUUCGGGGCUUCCAGGCGCGCAAGUGGGUCUUCUGGAUACGUUUCCAUGUCGCCAGUGCGAUUCAAAUCCAACGCGUGGCGCGGGGUCUCAUGGGGCGACAGAGAGCUGCGAUGUAUCGACAUGCUAAAUACAAGCGCACGGUGGUCGUUCCCGCCGUCAAGUUGAUCCAGCGAGUGUAUCGAGGCCACGUCGGACGAAAGCAGUGCCAACGCCUUCAACAUCAACACUUUGUCGACAAGAUUCAAAGACCCGCGGCGAUACAAAUUGAGCGGGUGGCUCGGGGGUAUUUGGGUCGUCUAGUGGCCAAGCAACGACGCAAGCAACUAGUCGCGGCGCUGGUUAUCCAAGACACAUUCCGCAAGUACAAGGCGCGGCGUCGGUGGGCAUUUGUGUGCCAGGUGCGGUUCGAGAACCGCAUGGCGUCGCGGAUUGGGGCCGCGGGGCGCGGGUACCUUGCCCGACAAGUGUACAAGCGGGAGGUACGCAAGAUUCGGGUGCGGACGGUGGUAGUCCCUGCCGCCCGGACCAUCCAGCGGGUGUACCGCGGCUUUGUGGUGCGGAAACAUCUCGAGGAGUUUCGGGAUCAAGUCGAGGCCGCGAGUGUGCUGCAGCACUUUUGGCGGCAAAAACAAAAAGAAGCCGGCGAGCGGACCGUAUGGCGCGCCUCGAUCGACCGCAUCAAGAGCCACGCAGCGUUGACGGUGCAGUGCUUGGUCCGAAGCUACUUUGCCCGCCUCCGAGUUGAGGCAGAACGAGCUAAGCAACGAGGUCGCCACGGCCAAGCGGCGGUGGUGGUGCAGUCUGCGUGGCGGAGCUAUUUCAACCGCAAGACCAUUCAAUCGAUGCGGGAACUCAUGGCGAUUGAGGUGUACGCGCGUAAAUUCACGGCGCUCAAGGACAACUUGGAAAUGGUGCAGUUUGAUAUGGCCGACACUAUGGGCGACAUUGCGUACAUGACCAAGCACAGAAAGAAGUCGUUGCAACAGAUCCACGACCUCAAGCAAAUGCGGUUGGACUGGGAGCUGCGUGUGCCAGUGUUGGACAAGGAACUGUCCAAUAUGACUGGCCAAGAUAUUGCCCGAGGCUGGCAAACCGCGUUUGAAACAGAAAAACUCGUCAUUCACUUCUCCAUGUUGCUCAGCGCCGAAGAAAUCCAGAGCAAAAAGCAGCAGGUCGGUUCGUGUCGUCGAUUUAGCUGAUGGAUUAUUGCACUAGAUUCGAGAAUAUGACGCCGAGAUUGCGACGCUCGACGCUGAAUACGAAGACUUGGAGCGGGAUGUGGACGAGAGUUUGCUGCAGGAAACCAGUCUCAUAGAAGACUACAGGCGCCUAGAGCUGCACCGGGCGUCCUCGCAGUACCUUGACCACGCCAAACAAAGCGUCCGACGGCAACGGCUGCGGUGGAAAGUCCGCACGAACCGAUCGAACCUCGUCCUCCGGGAGGCCGCUGCCUUGGCUCGGUCCAAAGCCCCCCCUCCGUCGACAUCUCUCUCGUAUGCUGGACGAAUGGCCAGCCGUCGUGAGUCAGACGAGCGAGUCCGACAGCACAACGCCCAUACACACGCCACCAAAAUGGAAGCAUUGAAAGGCAGCAGCAACCUGCAUGUAGUGGCCGUGGCGGACGCCGUGGUCGCCGAGUGUCGCAAGAUUGUCAACGCUGGCAGUCUGGCCAUGCAGUUGGAUCGCUCCGACUUGCGCGAUGACCCUGCCGCCGCCGGUAUGUGCACCACGUGUGGCCACAUGCAGUGUAUGUGCCAUGUGCUAGCAGCCUCGACAGCAUCGAACGCACCGUCCAACGCCGCGCCUAUACUAAACGGAUCUCGAAAACGAACCAACAAUGGACCGGGAAUUGCACUAGGUCGACGGCGGCGACACCAUCGACAGACCGACGGGGUCGUUGUUGCAGAUGAUGAGAAUAGCGUUCAAGUAUAUAAUCCAUCAUAAUACUUCCAUUGUUAUUACCA